UUCUACCUACUUCCAUGGCUCCUGGAUACAUUACUGGCCUUCGAAUUUGUUUUUAAAAUAAAAGAAUAUAGUUAUAAUUUUUCAUAAUCAGAAUAAUAGUUAUUUCAAAUUGUCGGAAAAUAUAAAAAAAAAUUAUUAUCAACUAAAAGUCAAUAUAAAUAUAAAAGUAGAAAAUAAAUAAAAAAUGCCAGCCAUUGGAAUAGAUUUGGGAACAACUUAUUCCUGCGUAGGUGUGUGGCAACAUGGGAAUGUGGACAUUAUUGCAAAUGAUCAGGGAAACCGAACAACACCAUCAUACGUAGCAUUUACAGAAACAGAGCGCCUCAUAGGCGACGCUGCCAAAAACCAGGUCGCCCUUAACCCAAGCAACACUAUACAAGACCUCAAACAUUGGCCUUUCAAAGUUAUAAAUGACAGCGGUAAGCCGAAAAUUCAAGUUACAUACAAAGGCCAAACCAAACGUUUUGCCCCUGAGGAGAUAAGUAGCAUGGUUUUGACCAAAAUGAAAGAGAUAGCUGAAACAUAUUUAGGAACUUCUAUAAAAAAUGCUGUUAUUACAGUCCCUGCAUAUUUUAAUGAUUCGCAGCGGCAGGCUACUAAAGAUGCUGGUGCCAUCGCAGGUUUAAAUGUUCUUCGGAUUAUUAACGAACCAACUGCUGCUGCGUUGGCGUACGGAUUGGACAAGAAUUUAAAAGGAGAAAGGAAUGUACUAAUUUUUGAUUUAGGGGGAGGUACGUUUGAUGUUUCGAUUCUCACAAUUGAUGAGGGUUCAUUAUUUGAAGUCAAAGCGACUGCGGGAGAUACACAUCUUGGUGGAGAAGAUUUUGAUAGUCGCCUUGUAAACUUUCUUGCUAACGAAUUUAAGAGAAAGCAUAAAAAAGAUCUGUGUAACAAUCCUAAAUCUUUACGACGUCUCAGAACAGCAGCGGAAAGAGCUAAGAGGACGCUGUCCUCUAGUACUGAAGCUAACAUAGAAAUUGAUGCCUUAUAUGAGGGUAUAGAUUUCUUCUCAAGAAUAUCUAGAGCACGUUUUGAAGAGCUUAAUGGAGAUCUCUUCUCUUCAACAUUAGACCCGGUAGAGAAGGCUCUGAAAGAUGCUAAGCUCGAUAAAAGUUCUAUACAUGAUAUCGUUUUAGUCGGAGGUUCUACUCGUAUACCUAAAAUACAAAGUUUGCUGCAAAACUAUUUCAACGGCAAGAAGCUUAAUUUGUCUAUCAAUCCUGACGAAGCUGUCGCUUAUGGAGCAGCAAUACAAGCUGCUAUAUUGAGCGGAGACCGUCAUUCCAAAAUUCAAGACGUCUUACUUGUCGAUGUCACUCCUUUGUCACUAGGAAUAGAAACGGCUGGAGGGGUUAUGACAAAUAUAAUAGAACGUAACGCAAAGAUUCCUUGUAAACAUUCUCAAACUUUUACAACAUACUCUGAUAACCAACCAGCUGUUACGAUUCAAGUCUACGAAGGUGAAAGGGCCAUGACCAAGGACAAUAAUUUGCUGGGAAAUUUCAAUUUAACUGGCAUUCCGCCGGCACCACGUGGUAUCCCUCAGAUCGACGUAACCUUUGAUUUGGACGCCAAUGGAAUACUUAAUGUAUCAGCUAAAGAAAACAGUACUGGUAAAAGUAAGAACAUUGUAAUUAAGAAUGAUAAAGGACGCCUCUCGCAAGCUGAUAUAGACAAGAUGAUUUCGGAUGCUGAUAAAUACAAGGAUGAAGAUAAUAGACAAAGAGAUCGCGUUGCAGCUCGUAAUAAACUGGAAACUUAUAUUUUCGGUGUGAAGCAAGCCGUCGAUGAAGCUGGUGGUAAGGUUGGUGAUUCUGAGAGUUCUACAGCGCGUCGGUUAUGUAAUGAAGCUUUGAGUUGGCUUGAAAAGAAUUCUUUGGCAGAGCAAGUCGAGUAUGAGGAUAAAUUAAAGGAGUUGUCGGCAGUUUGUGCUCCUAUCAUGAAAAAGCUACAUGGCAUAGGUUCGAAAACUGGUAAAGGCAGCGACGGACCAGUUAUCGAGGAAGUUGAUUGACAGUGCCUAACUUUUAUAUUAUUGCUUUUGUUUUAAUACUAUGUUACUAUUAUUACGACGAUGAGUAGGUACUAUUAUUGUUUUUGUUUUAAUAAAGAAAAUACUUACACAUA
This is a messenger RNA of Maniola jurtina (meadow brown), 2127 nucleotides long. RefSeq names its product heat shock protein 68-like. The transcript has 2 exons. Gene Ontology annotation, molecular function: ATP binding; misfolded protein binding; ATP hydrolysis activity. The coding region runs from base 185 to 2014 and encodes 609 amino acids. Lineage: Eukaryota; Metazoa; Arthropoda; Insecta; Lepidoptera; Nymphalidae. Gene Ontology annotation, biological process: cellular response to unfolded protein; protein refolding. Gene Ontology annotation, cellular component: cytoplasm. The record is from RefSeq and is a predicted model, not a curated record.